Molecule: messenger RNA, 1813 nt
Organism: Danio rerio (zebrafish)
Lineage: Eukaryota; Metazoa; Chordata; Actinopteri; Cypriniformes; Danionidae
Gene: r3hdm4
Product: R3H domain containing 4
Molecular function (GO): nucleic acid binding
Source: RefSeq, marked provisional
CCUAAAUGAGCCACGAUGCUCAUCUCUACCCAGCUCCCCCGCUAAACGUGUUUCUCCGGCCAAAAAAAAGCAGUUCUUUAUUAAUCAGGCUAUUCGUAACUCGGACCUUAUUCCCAGAGCCAAGGGCAAGAAGAGUCAAAGACGACAAGAAAACACUCGUUUUCUGGACAAUCUUUUGGAACGAGAUGAGUGCUCUAAAGAGGAUGGUGAAGGCCAUGAAACGGCCUCACCCAGCAUCUUCACUGAAGCCUGCACCAAUGGAAACUACAUGGAGUACUGGAGUGAUUUUAUGAAUCGUUCUGGAGAGGAGCAAGAGCGACUUUUGGCACUCCUAGAGGAGGAGGCUCAGAGGACCCACUCUAACAAAAGCCAUAAAGACCAAAGAGAGGUAAAUCCUGCCUUCAGCGCUCAGGAAUGUUUCCAGAGGAUCGAUCGGAGGCUGCGCGUGACACUCAAACGCAGACAGAUCCCCAUAGGAGUGUUGGAGGGUCUAGAGUCCAAUCUGCUGGGAUUCUUCAUGGCACAUCCUCACUCGAUUUACACAACCAGACUCAGCAGCAGUUAUGAGCGACUGUUGCUUCAUGCUAUUUGCCAGUACAUGGAUCUGACCUCUGCAAGCUCUGACUGUAAUGGUGCUCGACAGACUGAAGUGGUCAACAAACAGGAAGAGUUUCUCCCUCCUCAGCCCCUGCUCUCUGCCUACCUGGAGCAGCUGAACUAAGCUGCUACGAAUCGUGGCCUCAACCACCAGUACCACUGCUGUUCAUCCAGCCAGACCAGAACAGGCACCACUGCCCUUCAGCUGGCUAGUAUGAACUAUGCAAAAGGCAUUUUAUCCUAGGACCUCUCCCUUUAAGAGGCUCCACUGACUAGAGUCAUCAAUAUACUGUCUCUUUCGUUUACUUGCAUUUUCUGAUGUUUGGGGGCUCAUUUUAGUGGACGUUGUUGUUGUUAAACUAUCUUUAAAUAUGAUCUGAUUCUUUUUCAAUGUUCCAGACAGAACUUUUUAGAAUAUCCUUCAUGGAAUCUUUGUACACGUAUAGAAACAUAGCUGUAUGUGAACUCGGCCAGAGGAAGAAUAUGAAUUGAUGAUUAUUGUUUUUGGUGUUCUUGACCUUAAAAAUCAUUGGAAGUGAGUUUAGAAAUUCAGGUUCAUCUCCAUCGCCACACAACCCACAUGUAGUCACUGUCGAAAAUGUACAGCUCAGGUUUCUACACAAGAACGACUUCAUCUAAAUCAGAGGUCACCAACCCUGUUCCUGGAGGUCUACCUUCCUGCACAUUUCAGUUGCAACCGUGACCAAACACACCUGUUUGUAAUUAUCAAGUGCCGCUUUAGGAACUAUUAAUUGGUUCAGGUGUGUUUGAUCAGGGUUGGGACUGAAUUGUGCAGGAAGGUAGCUCUCCAGGAACAGGGUUGGUGACCCCUGAUCUAAAUAGUGCUAAUAUUGCAAAUCUUAUGGUAAAUGGUUGUACCUUUGCAAGCUCUUUAUCUUACUGCACAAUAUUGAACUAGUUAUUCUUUAGACUUGAUUCCAUUAAAUCAGCCAAUCCUGCCUGACAGUUAAAGAGAAAUGAGAAGACCUUUUAUAUCCAGCAUUCUAUGCCUUGAAGUCAAACUCAACCUGUGUUUUUAAUCUGCCAUUUGCAGGUGUCGCAUGUUAAAACGCGUUUUAUUUCCAAAUUAGGAUUUGCCAACAUGCACUUACAACUAUGCCUUACCUGUACACACCAUAUUUGUCAUUUUUGUAUGUAUAUAAUAGCCUUUACAUCAAUGUUAUGGUUUACACACAAGGAAAAUAAUGUAAUGUUU